Molecule: messenger RNA, 2772 nt
Organism: Prunus avium (sweet cherry)
Lineage: Eukaryota; Viridiplantae; Streptophyta; Magnoliopsida; Rosales; Rosaceae
Source: RefSeq, a predicted model, not a curated record
UGUUUCAGAUACUCAGCAGGCAAAACCUUACACAAGAAUUCGAACCCCAGCGGAUCCGACGACCGGCAAUUGACGAGGAUAGAAGGUUAUGGAGAAUAAUGAUUGUACAGGGUUAAGCAGCGAGUCAUUAAGUGGUGAUGAAGUGGAUUUGCAAGGUAAGGAUCUUUUUCAUUCACUUGUUUGUCAAUCACAUAUUAAUGAAUGUUCUUUGAAAUCUCAUGAUCCAGAUAAAGAUAAAGAGAUAACUGAAGAUUUAAAACUUGGAGCAGAGUUCAGUUCUCAUGAGAGUGCAUACAUAGCUUAUGUCAAGUAUGGUGGAACACAUGGUUUCAAUGUGAGGAAGCAACAUAGAAAGACAAAUAAGGUGGGUUUUGUAACAAGGGUAACUUACUGUUGUUCAAAAGAAGGUCAUCGAAGAAAUGAUAAACGGCGUGAAAGUCCAUCUUAUUCUUUACCAAUUUCAAGGGUUGGUUGUGAAGCGCAUAUGAUUUGCCAACUUCAGAAAAACGGGAAAUUUAAGAUUGUGUCGUUUAAUGCAAGUCAUAAUCAUGAUUUGAUUAAAGCACCCAUGAAACAUCUGCUAAGGGUUAAUCGUUGUAUAUCUAGAGCUCAAAAGGCAUAUGUUGUUGGUGCAGACAAGUCAAGAAAACCAAUCAAAGAAACUGUGGAAUUAAUGAGUAGAGAAGUUGGGGGGCAAGAGAAUCUUGGUUUUGUUGAUAAGAAUUAUCGAAAUUACCUACGUACAAAGCGAAAGAUAAAAAUGGAAAAGGGAGAUGCUGGGGCCAUACUGCAAUACUUUCAACGUAUGCAUGAAGAUGAUUCAUCUUAUUUCUAUUCAAUGCAGCUUGAUGAGGAUGAUAUGAUCACAAAUAUAUUUUGGGCAGAUGCACGAUCAGUUCGUGAUUAUGAUGUCUUCGGGGAUGUUAUUUGUUUUGACACGACUUAUCAGAUAAAUGAGUAUGGUAGACCAUUUGCACAAUUUGUUGGGGUUAAUCAUCAUAAACAAAUUAUAGUUUUUGCUGCAGCUUUACUAUAUGAUGAUACGAUAGACUCUUUUAAGUGGUUGUUUGAGACUUUUCUUGCAGUGAUGUCUAUGAAGCAACCAAAGACCAUACUGACAGACCAAUCUGCUGCAAUGGCUGAAGCAAUAUUAGAAGUUUUUCCUGAAGCUCACCAUCGGCUAUGUGCUUGGCAUAUUUACCAGAUUGCUGCUAAGAAUCUAAGCCACGUGUUUCAUGGAUCAAAGCAAUUUGCUUGUGAUCUUAGCAAGUGUGUAUAUGAAUAUGAGGACGAGGAUGAUUGGCUAUUUGCAUGGAAUGAUAUGCUUGAAAAGUAUGACCUGAAGGAGAAUAAGUGGUUGAAAGAAUUAUUCGAAGUGAGGGAUAAGUGGGCAUUGGUGUAUAAACGACACACUUUCACUGCAGACUUGAUGACUACACAACACAAUGAAUGUAUGACCACUGUGUUGAGAAGAUACUUGAUGCCAAGUCAUAAUCUUUUGAGUUUCUUUGAACACUAUGAGAAAGUUAUGGCAGAUCGACGAUAUAAGGAAUUACAAGCUGAUUUCAAGAUGAUGCAAACUAUACCUUUGUUAUCAACUAAUGUGGAGAUGUUGCGACAUGCAGUGGAGGUUUAUACCCCUGAAGUUUUUAGACUUUUUGAAAAAGAGUACAUGGGUAUUCUUGAUUGUAGUGUCUAUAAAGUUGGUAAGUCUGGGAUGACAUGUGAGUACAGAGUAUCUUAUAGUGGUAAAUCUCAAGAGUGUUUGGUUAAAUAUGAUGGUUCAACACAAGCAGUUACUUGUAGUUGCAUGAAGUUCACUUUUGUUGGGAUUUUAUGUUCUCAUGCAUUGAAAGUGCUAGAUAAGAAGAAUGUGAAAAGGAUCCCACCUGAUUACAUAUUACAGCGAUGGGCGAGAGAUGCAAAGGUUAGGAGCAUCACUAAUUAUGAGGGAAUCACUAACAACAAUCCUAAGGAUUCUAUUGGGAAGCGUUAUAGCCAUUUGUACCGUAAUUUUCGCGAGAUAGCAUCCUUUGCAGCAGAAGAUGAGAAGUUAACUGCAUAUGCACAUGACUGUUCGAUUCAAUUGCUUAGAAGUUUGGAGGAAAUGAAGAAAAAUCUUUGCCUAGAUAACAUAUGUGUUGAUAAAAACUCAGAAGGCGAAGCUUUACUGGGAGAAAGUGGUGGAAUUGAGCAGGUGAAAAUGAUAAAGCAUACCCAUUGUGAAAUAACAAAAGAAUGUGGAGGUAAAAGAAAAUAUACAAGCAGAUGCCAAUGUAGUAAAUUGACAGACUCACUGGAAACACAGAAGCAUAUACCACGAACCAAAGACAGACAAGCAGCAACUAGAAAAUGGCUGCCAAUGCAGGGUACCAUGCCUUUCACUAAACAGCUUCAGGGAUCCUAUAUUGAUAAUGGAACCCAAGCGUCAUAUCCCAGUAAAAGUUUUGGUGCAACUACAACUUUCAAAGAUAACACGACUUUCAUUCAACUGCAUCAGGAAGCUUCGAUGCAUGGUAAUCAGGUUUCACAAAGUAAUGGAAGCAAAGAGUUAGGAAAUUGAGCACAUAAAGAAUGUGAAUAUUUGAUGGUUUUCAUGGCUUUGGUGGAUAAUGUACAUCUUGGCUUAUGAACUACGUUUUUGUGGAUAAUGCUAAGAGUAACAUGUAGUUUUUAGAGAUUUUGUGCAGCAUACAUAGAAACUUGGAGAAGUAGAAGUUGCCUAUGUUUUUGAGUUGUGAAACAAAUUAGGUUGUGCUGGGGGCAUAUGAG